CAUUCAGCUUUCCCCUUAACCCUCACACUCUCUGCUGCAGAGGACAAAGUUCCGUGUUCCUGGAAGUGUAUGGAGUUGAAGAAGUGUUUGGGGUUCAAAGUGCGCUCUGUUGUAUACUGGGGUUGGUAGUUAGGAAAGAAGAUGAGUACCGUCCCUAAACAGCAGAUGUUUUGCCUGAAAUGGCCGUGGGAUGUCAAUAAAGACGCUACAAGUCCUAGCCCUUGUAGCUUCGAGGGUCCUUGGCUAUUCAAAUCCUUGCAAAACCUUGGAUCAUUAGCUCUCAAUUCAGUAAACUCCAUGUCGAAAUCCUCGGGUUCAUGGUUUCCUAAGUUUGACAUUCAACAAUUUACCAUGGGGGCCGGCCAAAACGGUGACUUGAAGUCGAAAAGAAAGGUAUUGACUCCUAAAGAGCAGGGAGAGGCAGAGCAUAGGGCUUUUGCGUCGGCACUGGCUAGUGGGAAGGAGUCCACAGUGAUUGAGUUUUACUCUCCCAAGUGUAGUCUAUGCAAUUCCUUGCUUCGGUUUGUAUUGGAGGUAGAGAGUAGGAACUCAGACUGGCUUAACAUUGUCUUGGCAGACGCAGAGAAUGAGCAAUGGCUGCCUGAGCUUCUCAAUUACGAUAUCAAAUAUGUUCCUUGUUUUGUGCUGUUGGACAAAAAUGGGAGAGCACUCGCAAAGACUGGUAUUCCAAGCAGUAGGCUACAUGUAGUGGCCGGUCUCUCUCACCUUCUCAAACUAAAGCGACCUACAUCAGACGGCAGCUCGCUCUCAUCUCCUCAAGGGUGAACGACUGCUUCAUUUGUGAAAUUGCCUAAACUAGAGUUGUCAUCAACCAACCGAACACAGAUAUGCAGCAAAGUUGGUUGUUGGAGUGAUCCUGAGAAAACAUAUUUUUAAAGACUAUUUUACAGUCAGUUCAUGGGCUGAUUUUUCUCUUGCUGCUGGUGAGAUUUUAGUUUCCAUUCUCCAUUGAAGUGUUGAACCAUCCAUUCCCCAAGUUUUUUUCUUUUUCUUUUUCUUUUUGGCCAUAAUUCCCCAAGCAAUUCAGAGCCAAGCUUUCCAAUUAGAGUAUUAGCCUUUUCCUUCUUUGCCGUAGACUCUACCGGUACAGAGACAACAGUGGAAUAAUAAAGGCUUGCCACAGAAAGGAAUAAUUAUCUUUAUUCUGUGAGAGCCUCAAAUUCAAAGAUCGAUCAAAUUAAGUACUCUACAAAAUGCCCUUAAUACCUUGAGUUUGGGUGCAUUGAAGAAAUGGUAUUUUUUGGUCAAUUUGAGUUUGGACUGGCAUUGUUUUUGCCUAUCUGAAUUGUAAAACAGCAGUCUCAUCCCUUGUAUAAACUAAAACCAGUUCU
Messenger RNA from Rubroshorea leprosula, 1352 nucleotides. NCBI's taxonomy places the organism in Eukaryota, Viridiplantae, Streptophyta, Magnoliopsida, Malvales, Dipterocarpaceae. The record is from the annotation of a GenBank genome assembly.